Molecule: messenger RNA, 7194 nt
Organism: Candidozyma haemuli
Lineage: Eukaryota; Fungi; Ascomycota; Pichiomycetes; Serinales; Metschnikowiaceae
Gene: RAD7
Product: UV-damaged DNA-binding protein
Exons: 5
Coding region: 1-7194 (2397 amino acids)
Biological process (GO): xenobiotic detoxification by transmembrane export across the plasma membrane; tRNA modification
Cellular component (GO): membrane
Molecular function (GO): ABC-type transporter activity; magnesium ion binding; ATP binding
Source: RefSeq, a predicted model, not a curated record
AUGUCUAACUUCGACGAGAAAGCUCUGUUCCAUGAUGCUCCCCCGGCGGAUUCGGCCAUCGCGCCGCCGCCUGUCCGGGAACAGCUCCCUCUGCCCGAUGACGCUUCUACUACUGACUCGGUGAAUGAGUAUACUGGGUUUGGUCAGAACCAGGAGGGUGAAAUCCGUGAGUUGGCCAGGACCUUGACCAACAUUUCUCAGGGAAGUGGUGGCGAUCUUGCCAAAACCACCACUUCGGCAGAUUUGCUUAAGUACCUUUCACACAUGUCUGAAGUGCCAGGUGUAGAGCCAUUUGAUGCUGACAGAAUUAAUGAACUGUUGAACCCAGAAAGCGAAAAUUUCAAUGCUAAGUUCUGGGUGAAAAAUAUGCGUAAAUUGUUUGACAACGACCCAGAAUACUAUAAACCUUCGAAAUUGGGUCUUGCCUACAGAAACUUGCGUGCUUACGGUGUGGCUGCUGACUCGGACUACCAGCCUACCGUCACCAACGGUCUCUGGAAGAUGGCCACUGACUACUACCACGGCGCUCGUAAAAUCGAUGAGAGCCGUUGUUUUGAUAUCUUGAAAACUAUGGAUGGUUACUUCCACCCUGGUGAAGUCACGGUCGUUUUGGGUCGUCCAGGUUCCGGUUGUUCUACUUUGCUUAAGACAAUUGCUUGUAACACCUACGGUUUUGAGAUUGGCCUGGAGCUGAAAAUCUCCUACGACGGUAUGGCUCCUGAGGAGAUUGAAAAGCACCACCGUGGUGAUGUCGUCUACUCUGCUGAAACCGAUGUCCAUUUCCCUCACUUGAGUGUGGGUGACACCUUGGAGUUCGCUGCCAAGUUGAGAACUCCUCAAAACAGAGGUGAGGUUUCUAGAUUGGACCAUGCCAAGCACAUGGCUUCUGUCAUGAUGGCCACCUAUGGUUUGUCCCAUACCAGAAACACCGCUGUCGGUUCUGAUUUCGUCCGUGGUGUCUCCGGUGGUGAGCGUAAGCGUGUUUCCAUUGCUGAGGUUUCCUUGUCCGGUGCUAACAUCCAAUGUUGGGAUAACGCCACUAGAGGUUUGGAUGCUGCCACCGCUUUGGAAUUUAUCCGUGCUUUGAAGACUUCUGCCGCUAUCUUGGAUGCUACUCCAUUGAUUGCUAUUUACCAGUGUUCUCAGGAUGCUUACGACUUGUUCGACAACGUCAUUGUCUUGUACGAGGGUUACCAGAUUUUCUUCGGUAAGGCUGCUGAUGCCAAGCAGUUCUUCUUGAACAUGGGUUACGACUGUCCUCAGCGUCAAACCACCGCCGAUUACUUGACCUCCUUGACCAACCCUGAAGAACGUAUCGUCAGACCUGGUUACGAGAACAAGGUUCCACGUACUGCCCAGGAAUUCUCUGAGUACUGGCGUGCUUCUCCACAAUACCACGCCUUGACGGGCAAGAUUGACCGUUACUUUGCUGAGACUGCUGACGGUGGCCAGAGAGAGGUCUACCGUGAGGCUCACGCUGCUAGACAGUCCAAGCACAUUUCGCCAAGGUCUCCAUACACUGUGUCUUUCUUCAUGCAGACGAGGUACAUCAUAGGAAGGAAUUUCCUUCGAAUGAAGGGUGAUCCUUCUAUCGUCAUUUUCUCGGUCUUUGGCCAGGGUGUCAUGGGUUUGAUUCUAUCGUCCGUUUUCUAUAACUUGCAGCCCAACACGGGUUCUUUCUACUACCGUGGUGCCGCUAUGUUCUUUGCUGUGUUGUUUAAUGCCUUUGCUUCCUUGUUGGAAAUUAUGUCUUUGUUCGAAGCCCGUCCAAUUGUCGAAAAGCAUAAGAAGUACGCUUUGUACAGACCUUCCGCUGAUGCUUUAGCAUCCAUCAUUUCCGAACUUCCAGUCAAACUUUGCAUGUCCAUUUUCUUUAACUUUUCCUAUUACUUCAUGGUCCAUUUCAGACGUGAUCCCGGCAGGUUUUUCUUCUACUGGAUGUUCUGUGGUCUCUGUACCUUGUGUAUGUCCCACAUGUUCAGAUCUUUGGGUGCCGUUUCUACCUCCCUUGCAGGUGCUAUGACUCCAGCUACCUCCGUUUUGUUGGCUAUGGUUAUUUUCACUGGUUUCGUUAUUCCAAUUCCUAAUAUGUUGGGCUGGUGUAGAUGGAUUCAAUACAUUAACCCGGUCUCAUAUGUCUUCGAGUCUUUGAUGGUUAACGAGUUCCAUAAUUUUGAGUUCGACUGUGCUAGUUUUGUCCCAAGUGGUGGUCCAUAUGAUUCUGUGGAUGCUAUCAACCGUGUUUGUGCUACUGCAGGUGCUCAACCUGGUAGUUCAGUUGUUAACGGUACUGACUACUUGGCCACCUCUUUCGAAUAUUUCAACAGCCACAAGUGGAGAAAUAUGGGUAUUGUCAUUGCUUACAUCGUUGUUUUCUUGUUCGUUUACAUUGCUUUGACUGAGUUUAAUAAGGGUGCCAUGCAGAAGGGUGAAAUCAUUCUUUUCUUGAAAGGAUCCUUGAAGAAGGUCAAGCAACAGAAGGAUCAGCAGAAGGCUAAGUCCGCCGAUAUUGAGAACAACAUUCCUAACGAAAAGAUUUCCUACUCCGAUGCCAUGGAGAAGGAUGGAUCUGGUGACUCUUCUGCUUACGAUGACAAGAUUCCUACUCAAAAGCAAAUUUUCCACUGGAAGGAUUUGACUUACGAGGUUAAGAUUAAGUCUGAGAACCGUGUUAUUUUGAACCACGUCGACGGUUGGGUUAAGCCUGGUCAGAUUACCGCUUUGAUGGGUGCAUCUGGUGCUGGUAAAACCACUUUGUUGAACUGUUUGUCUGAGCGUGUUACUACUGGUACUGUCUCUGAUGGUACAAGAAUGGUGAACGGUCAUGGUUUGGACUCCUCUUUCCAGAGAUCUAUUGGUUACGUGCAACAACAAGACAUUCACUUGGCAACUUCUACUGUUCGUGAGGCUUUGACUUUCUCCGCUUACUUGAGACAACCUUCUCACGUUUCCAAGGAGGACAAGGAUGCCUACGUUGACUAUGUGAUUGACUUGUUGGAAAUGGCUGCUUACUCUGAUGCUUUGGUCGGUGUUGCCGGUGAAGGUUUGAACGUCGAACAACGUAAGAGAUUGACUAUUGGUGUUGAAUUGGUUGCUAAGCCUAAGUUGUUGCUUUUCUUGGAUGAACCUACUUCUGGUUUGGACUCUCAGACUGCUUGGUCUAUUUGUAAGUUGAUGAGAAAGUUGGCUGACCAUGGCCAGGCUAUUUUGUGUACUAUCCAUCAGCCAUCAGCUAUCUUGUUGCAGGAGUUUGACCGUUUGUUGUUCUUGCAAAAGGGUGGUCAGACUGUGUUCUUUGGUGACUUGGGUGAAAAUUGUCAGGGAUUGAUUAACUACUUUGAGAAGUAUGGUGCUCAUCCAUGUCCUAAGGAGGCUAACCCAGCCGAAUGGAUGUUGGAAGUUGUUGGUGCCGCUCCUGGUUCAAAGGCCGCUCAAAACUACUUUGAUGUCUGGAGAAACUCUGACGAGUACCAAGCUGUCCAGCAGGAGUUGACCUACAUGGAAACCGAAUUGAGCAAGUUGCCUCGGGACGACGACCCAGAGUCGAAGAAGAAGUACGCUUCUCCCGUUCCAUACCAGUACUUCAUUGUUACUUGGAGAACCUUCCAGCAAUACUGGAGAACUCCUGGUUACAUUUACUCGAAGUUCUUCUUGGUCAUCACUUCAGCAUUGUUCAACGGUUUCUCCUUUUUCAAGAAUGAUAACUCUCAGCAAGGUUUGCAGAACCAGAUGUUCUCGAUGUUUAUGUCCUUCAUUCCAUUGCAGACUUUGAUUCAGCAGAUGUUGCCAUACUUUGUCAUGCAGAGAGAAAUUUACGAAGUCAGAGAAGCUCCUUCAAGAACUUUCAGUUGGUUCGCUUUCAUUGCAUCCCAGAUCACUGCCGAGGUACCUUUCCAGGCUGUUCUUGGUACCGUUGCUUUCUUCUGUUGGUACUACCCUACUGGUAUGUACGCCAAUGCUGAGCCUACUGAUACCGUUAACGAACGUGGUGCUUUGAUGUGGUUGUUAGUUACAAGUUUCUACGUUUACUGUUCCACCUUGGGUCAGUUCGUCAUUUCUUUCCAGGAGCUUGCUGACAACGCUGCUAACUUGGCUAACUUGAUGUUUAUCAUGUGUUUGAACUUCUGUGGUGUGCUUGCUGGUCCAGAUGCCUUGCCAGGUUUCUGGAUUUUCAUGUACAGAUGUAACCCAUUCACCUACAUGAUUCAGGGUAUGUUGAGUGCUGGUCUUGCCAACAACGAUAUUAGAUGUGCUGACAGAGAACUUGUUAGAUUUGCUCCACCAAGUGGUCAAACAUGUGGCCAGUACAUGCAAACCUUUAUUGAAAACGCUGGUGGUUACUUGGUUGAUGAGAGUGCCACUCAAGAGUGUGGUUUCUGUGUCAUGGAUUCUACCAACACUUUCUUGAACUCCGUCGAGGCCAAGUACUCAGAGAGAUGGAGAAACUUUGGUAUCUUCAUCAGUUUCAUCGCCAUCAACAUGAUCGCUACCAUUUUCUUCUACUGGCUCGCGAGAGUGCCAAAGUCUUCCAAUGCUUCUACUACAUCCAUAGUUAUGGCCAACUCCAGAUUUGAAUACGUGAAGCAAUUCGAGCGGGAAAACUUCCUCCUCCCGCAGACCCACAUUGUCAUACGGGUAGAUGGCAAAGGUUUCCACAAGUUCAGUUCUCAUUACGAGUUCGACAAGCCCAACGAUAUCAGAGCCCUCAAUGUCAUGAACAGAGCAGCUAAGACAAUUAUGGCAUAUGGAGAUUCAGACGAGUACCUGUUCUUGCUAAGACGAACGUGUGAGCUCUUUGAGCGCAGGGAAAUGAAACUUGUUUCGACUUUUGCACUGUUUAUGCUGGUCUUCUAUGUCAUGGAAUGGAAUAAAGAGUUCCCUGAAAAGCCUCUAGUUCCAGAAAGGCUACCGACGUUCGACGCUCGUGCUGUGGUUUAUCCCAAUGCACAAACUGUACGUGAUUAUUUCUCGUGGAGACAAGUCGACUGUCAUAUCAAUAACUUGUACAAUACAUCCUUCUGGAGCUUGAUAGAGAAGUGCGGCAUGACUGGCCAGGAGGCAGAAAACUUCCUUCUGGGGACGGUUUCUAGUGAUAAAAACGAGAUCUUAUUCUCAAAGUGCGGUAUCAACUAUAACAACGAGCCAGAAAUGUUCAAGAAAGGUACAGUGAUUGUCAGAGAGUAUAAGGAAGCUGUCCCAACUGAGGAGCUAUCCGAGAGACAGAAGCAAAGGAUCAGUAAAGCUCGCAAAAAGGCCCAAAUUGAGGUGCUCCAUGUUGACAUAAUCAAAGAUAAGUUCUGGGAAGAGCUUUUCCAGAAGACUACUCGUGCCCAUAUACUUGUCAUGCCACGCAAACCCAGAUCUUCAGGUGUACGCGGCCCAAACUCGGCUCUUACUGAGUUUCUUAGAGUAGAGGGUAUUACUGACGCCUUCAGGCAGCGCCAAAAUCGUCGAGAUCAAGAAGGUGAAUCAGGAACUGAUGACCAAACAGAGUCUCCAACCUCUUCUCCGGUUUCUUCUAGUCGCAGAACUUCGGUUACACCUCAGCGAAGUACGAGAGGCGCUACCGUAGACGAGGAAGAGAGACAGAUACGCGAGGCGGGCAGACAGAAAAGACGUGCCUCCAAAAGAAUAAGAAAUGGAAGUGCCCGUGGUGAUCCUGAUGGAGGCAGUGGCAGUAGUUCCGACGAUGACUACAUGUCUGAUGAAGACGGUGAGUUCGAUCUUGAGGACGACUUGGAAGAUGACCAUAAGAAGUACGGUGAAGAGGAUAUGUGCGCAGAAUGCGGCAAUCCUUUUACGUUGUCCGUAUAUUCUCGUUUUGUUGAUGAUUUGAAGGGAUAUUUGUGUGAAGACUGUAACGAAGAACUCAAGAAGCGUGAAAAGAACGCGAGAAGGAACGAGCUCAAUGCUCGUAAGAAGAGAAAGUUGCUUGCCUCUGCCCUUCUUGAUAAAAAGGUCAUAAGAAUCCCUAAAUUACAGGAUGUUUGCAUCAAGGUCAUUACACAGAACAUUAACGAUGUCGAAGCAUUAGGUGACAUUGGCCAGGCUAAUAUGAACAAGAUUCUGAGGAUUCUUUCGAAAAACCGUUCCUUGGAUGACUCUACCGUGUCUCUCUUUUUGAAUCCUGGCUUGAAAGAGUUAGAAUUUUGGGACUGCUCCAAUGUGGGAUCUCAUUCGUUUAACCAGAUCGCCGCAUUCUGUUCCCAGCUAGAGUCUCUCACGCUCUUCAUGUGUGGUCAGUUUCACAAUGAUAACCUUAUUUACUUCAAGGAUAAGUUACACAACUUAACAAAGUUGAGCUUGGACGGUCCUUUCUUGAUAAGUAAUCCAAUGUGGCAGGACUUCUUUGAACAGGCCGAAUGUGAGAUCAAUCAAUUUGAAAUCAGAAACACUCAUCGUUUUGGAAGCGACGCUUUUUUGACGCUCAUGGAGAGAAGAGGUCCUCAUCUCAAUCUGCUCAAGCUACUGAGACUUGAUGGACUCGACAGUACAGCCAUCUAUGAGCUCAUCCCACAUUAUAUUGGAGCGUCGCAAUUGAACGAACUUGAGAUUUCUUACCCUCAUAAACCAGACCUUAUUACUGACGAACUCAUGAUUCAUAUCCUUGCAAUUACUGGUGAGACUCUUACUUUUCUUAAUGUUGAUGGUUGCAGUGCCCUUACAGAUGAAUUUUUCAAGGAGGGCGUUGCUAAAUUCUGUCCUAGACUUGAACAUCUCUCUAUGCGUCAUCUCGAUCAGCUUACUGAUGAAGGGUUCGUGGAGGGAUUCAACGAGUUCGCCAUAAUUAACAGUGGUGGGUUAGUUACAGUUGACUUGACCAAAUGUAAAGGGCUAGGCGAUGAUGCUAUGUACAGCCUUUUCAAUCAUUCCUCCCUGACAUUGGUGGAUCUUUCGGUAAACUCUCUCAACCUAUUAUCGAAGGACUUUUUGAUACAGAUAACGACUAACGACGAUUCUAAGACAAAGCGCCUUAUCAAGCAGGCAAUUGAAGACGGUGCCAACGACAACGUCGAUAAUGAAGAGGAAAUACAACGUUAUUUCAAUCAGAUUAGUUUUCCUUUAUUGACGAGACUAGAUAUUGGGUUCGUGAGAAGUUUUGAUGAUGAGGUUGCCAACAAGUUCAGUGAUUCGUUUUCCAAGCUCACAAUUCUUGAAGUGUUUGGCAACAACAAAUACCUGAUUUAUUGUUGA